AUGCUCUGCGGGGACUUUCAGGAGUCAGCGCAGGUGAAAUCCGGAGACCCGGUGAGAAUCGACGCUUCCAGCUGCGUUGUUGCAGCUUUGUUGGAUUACAUCUACGGGGGAGAACCAGAAGUCGAGAAUAUUGAGGAUCAACUCGAGUUGUUGAAGCUCGCUGUCGCCUACGGUUGGUCCAUGCUUACAGCCGAGCUUGCGUCAGCAUGGCGAGCAUCGUUGGACGGCGCGAGCGCGCUGAAGCUGCUGCCCCAGAUUUGGUCUUUCGACGAACUUGAUGAUCUCACCUUGUUGUGCGAAGAGCAUCUUCUCCACAACUUCUCGGAAUGCACUGAGAUCGAAGAUUUUGUUCAUUUGACGCACGAGCAGCUAGGGAGACUCCUGCAAAGUAGUGACCUGAAGGUGACAAGGGAGGAGGCUGUGCUGCAAGGGGUUCUCAGAUGGGUGAACGCUUCACCAGGAGACAGAACAGCUUUCUUUGGAAUGCUUUUGCAACAGGUGGAUUGUCCGUCAUUAUCCAUGAACAGUUUGGAGCAGCUACGUCUUUGGGCCCAAUCUGCUGGCACGGUCGGUCCUGGCUUGAGCAAGUCAGUCAAGAGCGCCAUGCAACUCCACCGAAAGCGGACGUCGGGUGGCUUGCCAGAGAAGCAUUCUCCAAAGAGGAGAUGUCUGAAGCAUUGGUGUCCGGAUUUGGGUGCCGAUAGCGAGCGCAGUUGCCAGGCCGUCACUCCACCUGUGCACAGUCCGAGCUUUUGCUGGCAUGAUGGAGCUUUCUACAUUGCAGACUUUUACAAUGACCGGAUUCUUCGUUGUAGACCAGGCGACAGGCAGAGCCAGAUUGUAGCCGGUUCAGGAGCUCCCAUCACUGGUUACAACGAGGUGCGUUCACCUUGUAUGAUUGCAGUGUCCCCCACCGGAGAUCUCUUUGUUAUAAACUCUCUCACAGAAGGCAAAUUGCUCAAGUUCGCAAAUAGCUUUGGACAAAUCUUGCUCGAGGUUCCAAACCCUUCUGGUUUAUGUUGUUCUCCAAAUGGAGUACUUUACGUUGCUGAUGCUGGUGGGACUAGAAUCCAGCGACUGGAAGGUUCAGCGUUGACGCCAGUGAUCGACAGCCAUGAUCUUCCUGUUGAUCAAUGUUUCCAAGCGACGGGCAUGUUUGCCACCAAGGAUGAGGAUAUUUAUUUUUGUGAUGAGCGAGACAAACACAUUCUGCGAUUUCGCCCGGGCAGUGCUGCCCCGGUCGUCGUAGGAGACUUUCAGCACGAAGGGCACGUUGCCUUGGUUGGCCUGCAUGUGACUGAGCAAGGAAAGAUCUACGUCACAGACGUAUCUGGAAAACGUAUUCUUGCAUUGAAUACAGGGGAGAGCACGGCCGUGACAUUGGAACUGGGGCUUCCUGCUGAGGUUGUGCCAGUUGGGGUCAUCGAGCAUGACAACUCCCUCUACAUCCUGCACUAUGACAUACUCACUAGCGAGGACGAGGAUUCAAACAGGCAGCCGCUGCGGCAGCCCAUUUACCGAUGCCCCCUACCAGAAGCACUUGUGCUGGACAGUUCCUCAGCAGCUUCACGCAGCCAGCAUGCCGAAGGCCUCUGA
Symbiodinium natans is the source of this 1596-nucleotide messenger RNA. Lineage: Eukaryota; Dinophyceae; Suessiales; Symbiodiniaceae. The record is from the annotation of a GenBank genome assembly.